This is a messenger RNA of Peronospora farinosa, 1098 nucleotides long. The record is from the annotation of a GenBank genome assembly. NCBI's taxonomy places the organism in Eukaryota, Oomycota, Peronosporomycetes, Peronosporales, Peronosporaceae.
AUGGCAAAGACAUCUCGACUACUGGUGUUCAAAGGCCACCGCGAGUCGGUAAAUGCGCUGCUGUGCGAGGAAGACUUGCACCCAAACGUACUAGCCUCCGGUAGUGAUGAUGGUACGUGUCGUCUGUGGGACGUGCGGACCACACGAGUGACAAAAUGCCUGAAUGUCAAGAAGGCAUUAGGUACGGAAGACAAUGAUGAGAGUGCUGUGAAUUCGCUUGCAUUCGGGAAGGCGACAGCAGGUGCGGAGAGUGCUUACAUCUACGUUGCAGCGGGAAACAAGGUGUUGACAUUUGAUGUGCGGCAGCCGACCCUGGUCGUGAACUGCGCAGAUCGAGAGGUCUUUCAACACAGCGAGGACGAGAUUAACGUGCUGUCGCGACAUCCAGGCAAGCAAGGCAAGUUUUUGUCGGUUCCAGAUGAUACUGGUGAUAUCUGUGUGUACGACCUGGAAAGUCACUGCUUGUUCAAGACACUGCGCAUGCAGCAUUCAAAUAUCUGUAGCGUUGCACCGUUCCGCCCGAACGCAACGUGGGAUCUGGUGUCGGGCGGUAUGGAUGGUCUCCUCCUCUUUUGGGAUUUUUUUCGGGGUAAAGUAAGAUUUAGAGUUGAUCUUAACACGGGUGUCUAUGGAUUGGGUAACCGUGACGAUACUGUUGGUGACGACAAAGAGUCCAGCGUCCAGCAAAUGUUCAACCCACCCCUGGUGCACUCGCUAGCAUUCGCACCGAACGGCAAGUCCUUCGCGGUUGGUCUGGGAGAUGCCAGCAUUGCGGUUGUCGACUAUGGAUCGAAGCACAUUAAGCGUCGAUUGAAGCACCACGGAGCUAUGGUUUCUCAGGUUCACUUUGCUGCAUUCCAUUCUCAAGAUCGGCUGGUGUCCGCCGCCAACGACGCUAAGGUGUGCAUGUGGGAUUACCAUGCUGCUCUCUCCCUUGACGUGCCCGACGACAAUGCUGAUCCAAGGGCGCCGAAUCCGUUUAUAGUUAAGGAAAUAAUACUAGAUGCCAACCCCAACGCUAUCACCACCACGAGUCAGCAAAAUUUGAUUGUGGUGGCUGACAUGUCAAAGGAAAUUUUAGCGUACUCGGUGGUGUAG